GAUCGGUGGUCAGCAGCCAGGUAAUUGCCUCGUUCAAAAAGGUCAGAGUGGUGGCGCGUACAGGCCACCACAUCUACGGAGUGGUCAGGGUCUGGGGCCUACAAGGGUACUGGAAACAAGUGAAGGGUCUGGGAGAGGUGGGUCUGUUGUGGGACCAGCAGGUGGUGGAAGUGGAUUGUGGACUGGGAGGUCAUGGGGACCCACUUCUGGGCCUCCUCAGUCUCAACCUCAGUCUCCGAGGGUUCCUGAUCAAACGAUUCCUAGUAUUCCUCUUUAACUUUUUUCUUUACAUCUUAAUGUGAAUAUGUUUGUGUUCAUAGGUUGUGGGGGCUCACAAUUCUAAAUACAAUUUGCGAAUUUAACACGAAAUUGACUUGGAAUUAAUGGGUGUAUAUUUGUUGUAAACUUGUGAAUCUAUUAUACACACAGACACGGAGCCGAUAAUACACAAUUAUAGAUGGUUGGGUAUGAGUCUGGACUCAUAAGAACUCGACACGACACGACCUAUUGACAGUUCUAUUCCUGUUUGUGGAUAGUCCAGAUGUUUUAUAUUGAAGAAUUUUAGAGCAAUUGGGCUGGAACUGUACAUGUUGGUUAUCAUGUUGUUCUGGUUUGAUAAUCUUGUAAGAUUGUAUAAAUCUAUUGAUAGGAAACAAAGACUUUGAGAUUGAGAAAUUUAUUGAUCUAUUCUAUAAUGAUGGUUUCAUUGUUUUUCAAGUGCAUUGAUCAUGAUUUCAUUGAAUUUGGUGUCUUACCUUGUUUGUAUUGUUGGGGAAGUACUUGUUUUGUUUGAAUUAAAUUCGUUGGUCUAUUAAGAAACCAAAAGAAAAAGCAUUAGUGUCACCUGUAAUUUGAUUUUCGUAGGUAGUUUCUAUGUAUGGUCAUAGAGUUGAUUAUGGGUUUAAAAAGUUCAGGGAUUUUUCUCUCAGAUGUCCCUUUGUUCCAUAUGCUGUUUUCGUUUUGUAGAAGUCAUUUAUUGAUGAAAUUCAAAGAUUUUGGCUAAACAUUUCAUUAUUUCAUUUUUCUACACAGAUCCUGUUAUUCCAGAUGUGCAGUCAUUGCAAAUUUCAGAAGAGAAGCCUCAAUCAACUCCUUUAGAAAGUAAGGAGAACAGACUUAUGCCCAUAAAACGGCCUGACAAAGGAGGCAAGCUUACGAUCAGGCCGAUAACGCUUCUCAUCAACCAUUUUUGCGUCACAAUCAAUCCAGAGAGCACGGUGUUACACUACGAUGUGGAUAUUAAACCCGAUAUGUCUGCAAAGAAAUCCAUUCCAAAAUCUGAUCGUCGUUUGAUCAAGGACAAGCUAUCCUCUGAUGAUCCAACACGAUUUCCUCAGGAAAUGACUGCUUAUGAUGGUGAGAAGAAUGCUUUCAGUGCAGUGCUAUUGCCCACUGGGCAAUUCAAGGUGGAAUUGUCUCGUGGGGAUGAGAUGCAGAGUGGUCCCUAUUUAUUUACAAAUAAGUUUGUAAAUGAGCUGAAGCUUUCCAAGCUAGAGGAUUACUUAAGUGGGACGCUUGAGUGUAUCCCUCGCAAUGUAUUACAAGGGAUGGAUUUGGCAUUGAAGGAGAAUCCGGGGAGGCAUAGGAUCUCCAUUGGUCGAAGCUUUUAUUCCAAAGAAUUCAGGGCAGCAGAUGACUUCCAUUGUGGUGUUGCUGCUUUUAGAGGCUUUGAACAAAGCCUAAUGCUCACUUCCCAGGGUCUAGUCUUAUGUUUGGAUUAUUCAGUUUUGGCAUUGCGCAAGCAGUUGUCAGUCAUAGACUUCCUUAAAGAACAUGUUCAGGGUUUCAGCCAAGUUAGUGAUGUCAGAUUAUUGAAAAGAGAAGUGACUAGUGCAUUAAAAGGAUUGAAAGUUGAUGUAACUCACCGUGUCACCACACAGAAGUACCCUAUAGCAGGGUUAAGCAGUCAAAAUACUCAAGAUAUUAAAUUCAUUUUCAAAGUUCCAAAGGGAAAUCAUCCACCAAGGGAAAUUGGCCUGGUUGAAUAUUUCAGGGAGACAUAUAGGAAGGAAAUUGUGUACAAGGAUAUUCCCUGUUUAGAUUUUGGGAGAAACAAUUAUGUGCCUAUGGAAUUUUGUGUUUUGGCGGAGGGGCAGAUUUACCCUAAAGACGACUUGGAUAGAGGAAGAAGCCUGUUACUGAAGAAGAUAUCAAUGCCUCCGCCAGAGGAAAGAAAGAACACUAUCUGCGAGAUCGUGCGGGCUGAAGAUGGACCUUGCGGAGAUGUCACUAAAAAUUUUGGAAUUGAAGUUCAGAAGACCAUAACAAGAGAAUCUGGUCGGGUCAUUAAGCCACCUAACUUGAAGGUUGGCAAAGGGGAAAUCGUAACAGUUGACAAGAAAUGCCAGUGGAAACUUUCUGGUAAAUCUGUGGUGGAAGGCAAGCCAAUCGAGCGAUGGGCCUUGAUAGAUUUCAGUUCAGAUAAACUGAACUCUGAUGCUUUCAUUCAGAAUCUGAAAUAUAAAUGCAAAAAUCUGGGCAUCCGUGUGGAGGAGCCUGUUGUGUGCCAUUUCACUGGCAUGCAUGAAUUCUCUAGUGUUGUUGCGAUUCAAAAACUUCUUGAAAGCGUGGUUAGUCAGGCCAAAGGGAAGUGUGAGGGCCGGUUACAAAUUAUUGUUUGUCUGAUGACUGAAAAGAAUCCUGGCAGAAAGUAUCUUAAAUGGGUCUCCGAGACUCAGAUUGGUGUACUGACUCAAUGUUUCUGUACUGACCAGUAUCUUGCAAACCUUGCUCUUAAGAUUAAUGCCAAGCUCGGUGGUAGCAAUGUAGAGCUGAUUGAACGGCUCCCCGGUACUGAAGGUGAGGAACAUGUUAUGUUUAUUGGGGCUGAUGUCAAUCAUCCUGCUGCACGGAAUGAAACAUGUCCAUCAAUAGCAGCAGUUGUUGCAACAAUGAACUGGCCUGCUGCCAAUCGCUAUGCUGCAAGGAUGUGUCCCCAGGAACACCGCAAGGAGAAGAUUCUGAAUUUUGGGAACAUGUGUUUGGAUCUAGUCAAUACUUACGCUCGACUUAACAAAACCAGGCCAAAGAAAGUUGUGAUUUGUCGGGAUGGGGUAAGUGAAGGCCAAUUCGAUAUGGUUCUCAAUGAAGAGUUACGUGAUAUAAAGAGGGCCAUAUGUAAUGAAGAUUACCAGCCAACAAUCACUCUUGUUAUUGCUCAGAAGAGACACCCGACCCGCCUGUUUCUUGAUAAUGGUGGGGGUGCAUCCGGCAAUGUGCCUCCUGGAACAGUUGUGGAUACCACAAUCGUUCAUCCUUUUGAAUUUGAUUUUUAUCUGUGCAGCCACUAUGGAACCAUUGGGACAAGCAAGACAACGCACUACCGUGUCCUCUGGGAUGAGAAUAAUUUUACGUCUGAUGAGUUACAGGAGUUGAUAUAUCACUUGUGCUUUACCUCUGCACGAUGCACCAAGCCUGUCUCAAUUGUGCCUCCAGUUUACUAUGCUGAUCUUGUUGCGUUCAGGGGACGUGAAUAUCAAGAGGUGGCGAUGGAGUUGCAGUCUUGUCCUUCAUCAUCAUAUUCGGUUGCUGCUGCUUCACUGGAUGAGCGUGUAUACAAAUUGCACAGAGACAUUGAGAACGAGAUGUUCUUCAUUUGAGGGGCCAAACAUGGUCGUCUAAAUCUCCUUCCCUAUUCUCAAUUGUGGAGGAGAUAACGUUAACUGCUGGAUUUGUCCGUACACAUUAGUGACAGAGUUUGUGUGUGAAUCUAAUUGGGUUUCAGUGACAGAGUUUGUGUGUGAAUCUAAUUGGGUUUCAGUGACGGCGUUUGUGUGUGAAU
This is a messenger RNA of Ilex paraguariensis (yerba mate), 3781 nucleotides long. Lineage: Eukaryota; Viridiplantae; Streptophyta; Magnoliopsida; Aquifoliales; Aquifoliaceae. The record is from the annotation of a GenBank genome assembly.